CUUGCAAGUGCAACUGGUAUGGGUAAUGGUGUGAGAGAAAGUGCAGUGGAUUUCAAAGGGCAGGAUGUGGAGCCAGUUCCAUCAACACAUCUCCCAGCAGAGGGCAUCCAGGAGAAGAAGAAGGUCCUCAACUCCCUGAUGUCUGGGGCCCUGGCUGGUGCUGUGGCUAAAACUGCUGUAGCUCCACUGGACAGGACAAAGAUCAUGUUUCAAGUGUCUUCAAAACGAUUUUCUGCCAAGGAAGCCUACAGGCUGAUUUACCACACCUACCUCAACGAGGGCUUCUGGAGCCUCUGGAGAGGGAACUCAGCCACCAUGGUCCGGGUGAUCCCCUACGCUGCCAUCCAGUUCUGUGCCCACGAGGAGUACAAGCAGCUCCUGGGCAGCUACUACGGCUUCCAGGGAAAAGCGCUGACUCCCUUCCCUCGAUUCAUUGCUGGCUCUCUGGCUGGCACCACGGCUGCCAUCCUAACCUACCCCCUGGACAUGGUCCGUGCCCGCAUGGCUGUCACGCCGAAGGAGAUGUACAGCAACAUUGUCCACGUCUUCAUCCGAAUAUCCCGAGAGGAGGGGCUGAAGACCCUCUACAGGGGCUUCACACCAACCAUCCUGGGAGUGAUUCCCUAUGCUGGGCUCAGCUUCUUCACCUAUGAGACACUGAAGAAGCUGCAUGCAGAUCACAGCGGCAAGGCUCAGCCCUCCCCCGCCGAGCGGCUGCUGUUCGGAGCCUGCGCCGGCCUCAUCGGGCAGUCUGCCUCCUACCCCCUGGACGUGGUCCGGCGCCGCAUGCAGACCGCGGGGGUGCUGGGACACACCUACAGCUCCAUCCUCCUCACCAUGCAGGAGAUCGUCCGGGAGGAGGGACUCGUCCGGGGCCUCUACAAAGGGCUCAGCAUGAACUGGGUCAAGGGCCCCAUCGCGGUGGGAAUCAGCUUCACAACCUUCGACUUGACUCAGAUCCUGCUCCGCAAGCUGCAGCACAGCCCCGGCCUGCAGAGGUAGCAGCUGCAGCCCCUGCCAGCCUGGCACCUGUAGAAAGAGCAAUGCUAACCUCCCCUCACCUCACACCUGCUCUCCUGCAGCUGACAUCUCACCUUUCUUGGUUGGGUUUGGGUUUGUUCUUCUUGGUUUUUGGGUUUCUUUUUCCUCUCGUUGUUGGAUUUUUGGGCUUGGUUUUGUUGGGUUUUGUUUGUUUGUUUAAUGAGCCUCUGAAUUAUUUGGAAACCUCAACCUGAAGCUAACUUCUUUCCUGAGCCAAGUAUCUUCUUCCAGUCCUGCAAAAACUGAGUCCUCUAAAGCAGCUGCCUCAGCCUCCUGGUUUGUUCUGUGAUCCCCAGGAGUGGAGCCUCUUACACAAACCUCUGCUGCUGCUGGCUCCUUACCUGCUCUCUGUGGAUGAUGAAGGAGAGGACUC
Messenger RNA from Indicator indicator, 1414 nucleotides. It is a transcript of the gene SLC25A42, whose product is annotated as solute carrier family 25 member 42. The transcript is spliced from 7 exons. NCBI's taxonomy places the organism in Eukaryota, Metazoa, Chordata, Aves, Piciformes, Indicatoridae. The record is from RefSeq and is a predicted model, not a curated record. Bases 19 to 1002 code for a protein of 327 amino acids. Gene Ontology annotation, biological process: transmembrane transport. Gene Ontology annotation, cellular component: mitochondrial inner membrane.